AUGGAGAAUUUAUCAUUAUUACCAAUGAGCUGGAUGCAAGGCUAUAAUGGUGGCCCUAUUCACUUUAUCGAUGAAGUCACUAUUUGCUUUCUGGCUGGAAGAAAUAUAAAGUUUAUAAAUACAGAAACCAAGGACCAAAAUUAUCAUUACCUUAACGUUAAAAGUGUUGGUCUAUUUACCGUCUCUAAAGAAUAUCAAGUUUUUGCGUACUCGGAGAUUGGCUUAAAUCCAAGCAUUCAUAUUAUUUCAUUUCCAAAUUUUGAAGAGAAAUGUGUAAUUUCAGGUAUAGCAAAGUUGGAAAUAUCAGCAUUUACUUUUUCAACGUAUGGAACAUACAUUUCUUUCAUUACUGGUGUACCUGACUUUCUGAUAUCCGUUUGUCAUCACCAAAUCACCAUGUGGAAUAUUGAACAAGCAAAUGACAAAUAUUUAUUGAGUGGACACAAUAUUACUCUACCGUCUGUCGAUGAAGUUGGAAUCGUCUCAGCAGACAGUAAUCGAUAUCUCCAAACGCGCCAAUCGACACGAUUAUCCAGUGCUGUUACAACUAUUUCUAAAUCAGUACGUGAUAUUUUAGCUGGAACUGCGGCUAAAGCGAGACGAGAACAGAAAAGCAAGCACUUAGUUGUCCCUGUAUCACAUUGUUGGUCGGCCAACAGCAAUAUUUAUAUUGGCUGUAGAGGUGGACAACUUGUCAUUAUUGAUGCUACUUAUAAUAGCACUCUGAAUAUUUUAAUUAAUCCGCGGCAUAAGCAUACCAUUCCAUCUGUUCCGACUACACCUUUGAGCAAGCCUAGUAGUGCCGCUGCUAGUCGUAUUGAGCAAGAUAUCGAUUUAAAACUUGGGCAGACACCUUCACCAACAUUUGAUUUAAUUGGACCUGGAGCCUUUAGUUGCCUUUCACUCCAUAAAGAUGGACUAUACGCUGGUGGAACUGAUGGAGCAAUCCGUACACUUGAUGUAACAUUAGAUGAACCAAGAAUAUUGGAUCAAAUUGAAAUUGGCCGUGAAAUUACAUCCUUGACCUGGUCAUCUGACUUUGAAAUUCUUGGUGUCGGGAGUCGUCAGGGCACGAUUCAUUUUAUAAGAAACUGGAAUAUACCAAAUGCAAAUCUAUUGCUGGAUCAUCAUUAUGGUAAAUUUGUUGGCCUUGAAUGUAUCUAUCCAGAAAAUGACUAUUGCGUGACCAUUAGAGCAAACGGAACUUUGCAGCUAUGGGCAAUUCAGGAGCCUUCGCUUGAUGCUACCUGCUUUAUAGGAUGCCAAGCUAGUUGUUUGGUUUCAUGCCCAUCAUCGAAAACGGUCACUAUUGGAACAGAGAAUGGCUAUAUCUUCAUAGUUGAUAUUAAUGAAAUAAGAUCGCCUAGAAUUAUCUAUCGUAAUCGUCUAUUUCAUUCCUGUAUCACUAAAUUAGCUCAUGAUGUACAAGGGCGAUACCUCCUGGCUGGGUCUAAUGAUGGCAAUUUAUUCAUCUGCAGUGCUCAUGCUACAUCGAAAUUUCAAGUCUACGGCUAUUUAGCUAUAUCUGGCAAUAUUACUGAAAUUACUACCUAUACCGAUGAAAAUGAUACAAUUCAAGUAGCUGUUUUGCAUAAUGACAGCAUGUUGACAUAUUUCAAUCUUUCAGGUUUAGAUCAUAAUCAAGAUGUCUUUGCGACUAAAAGUGGUCAAAUUAAAGAUACUGCAGUUAAUCGAGUAGAUUUCAAAUUGACAAGUGCAAUGAAAGGAUUGCAGUUUACCGCUGCUAAUACGCUUGUAGCAUUUGAUGGUAACUCCAAAGAAUUAAAAGAAAUUGAUGUACAACGAGGAGAUGGUCAAAAAGUCAGAUCUAGCUGGAAAAUCAAUCGAACAUUUUCGUGUCAUCAAUUGCCUGGUGGUGGUGUUUUCAUUUCUCGAAACGGCGAUUUAUUAAUAACCUGGUCUCAGGAUGGAUGUGUUGCAGUUUGGUCAUUGCCUUCCAUGGAAAAAGUUGGUUGCUAUUAUUGCCAUGAUUACCACCGUGGUGGAGUAGCUGCUGCUAUUAUUACGGAUGAUUGCCAACAUAUCAUUACGAUUGGCGAUUCCGAUAGUUUAUGUUCAUGGUUAUUAAACUAUGGGAAUUCCAAGAAAGGCGUAGGGACUGUAGAAUCGCUGGAGUUAGAACGUCUGCAGCAAAAUCAAAUUAUUUUAAAAAUGGAAGAGUGGUGGGGUCCAGUUAGUGCAAGUGAGAGUGAUUCGCCAGAUUAUCGAAGUCGUAGUGAAAUGGGUCGGCAAAGUAGUGCAGAUACGAUUUAUUGUACACCAACUCCAGUACCAACAUCAGAUCAUAGUUGGCUGGAAAGAUUAAUUAUGGAGACUCAACGAUCGGAUGAUAAAAAAUAUAGUGACGAAAAACGAGCAAUUCGUGUUGCAAUACGAGAUUUGAAAAGAAAGGUGAAAGAGCUAAUCAUUAAUAAUGAAAACAUGCCCGAGAUUGAUCGAUUACAAAAUUAUGAAUUUACAUUGGAUGUUGAGGAAAGGCAAAGACUUAUUGAAGAGUCGGAUAAAGAAGUUGAAAUGGUAAGACAAGAUAUUAGAUUAAAGAAUGUAGCCAAAAAGUAUCACCAGCAAUUAAUUAAAAGCGAGUGCUGGGAUCAAAUGGAAAUACAUGGGAAAGCAAUACAUGCAUUUAAAUCCAAUGUGGUGGUAAGCAAUUAUCCAAUGAGGAAAAGAACGGAAACUGAAUUAGCCGAAAUUGCUUUUGUUAAUUUACAACGUAAAAUAGAAAUUGCUGAAGCAUCGCUGCAAAAAGAAAUUAUUGGCUAUUCAAGUAAUAGCUUAACUGCAGAGGCGGCUGAAAAAGCAGAUGAGGAAGAAGUUAAUGAAAACAAUAAGGAUGAUUUACAGCAUGAAGGUGAUUCCGUUGCAUUGCAUGGCAGUCGGGCAAUUGCUUAUGGUGGAGGAAAUCCACUUUUAUAUUCUCAAUUUCAAUUGCAUAUGGUGCAAGAAAAACGCGAUCAAAUAACUUUGAUAAAGGAUAGCAUCUAUUAUAUUAAAGCCAAAUUUAAUGAAGACUUCGAAGAAGUAAUGAAAUCGAAAGCAAGUGAAAUCAAAAAGAUACAGGAGAAGAACGUGCGAAUGAGUAAAAUAGUAUCAGAUUUAAAAUUGAACGAAGAAAUCUUUCAACCAGAAAUGCAUAUUGAUGAAAAACCUGAGGAGUUACUAAAAGUUUACGAUCACGAGAUUAAAGGCGAAAAGUAUUUACCGCCAGAAGAAGUAGAAAUAAGAGAUCGAAUCAAACGCGAAGAAGAAGCAAGAAAAGCUACUGAGGAAGGGCAAAAUCCUAGAGAUCGAGCUUUGCAACAGAUGAUGGGUGGAAGAUUGGAAGCUAACCCAGAGGAGGACCUUUUCAAGGAAUUUGUUCGACCAGAUUUCUUGAAAAAACCACCAGAACAAAUGACUGAUGAGGAGGCUCGAAUGGCCAAAGAGAUUGAAAAAAAAGAGAAAUCUAUUGUAGAAGAAAGAGAGAAAUAUAAAAAGGCUUUGGAAACUGAAUUAAAGAAAUUACAAACUAAUGUGACUUCCAUUUGUGAAGCAUUCGAUGAUCGAAUUGCUCAACUAUUUGAAAAGAAAGUAAAUACGGAUAUGGUCAUAUGUCAGGAAGAAUUGAAAUGUUUGCGGUUAUAUUCGUCGCUAUUAGAGGAAGAUUCUAUGGAAAGGAAAGAGUCUGAAUUAAGUAAAUUGCUGGAAUACAAGAAACAACUGAAGAAUCAAACUCAUGCCAUGCUGACUGAUGUUAAACACGAAGUUGAUUUAUUCCAUGAAGAAUAUGAUAAAUAUGUUAACGAUGACAAGAACAUGGAUAAAGGAUUUCGUAAAGAAUUUGCUGAUACUGAACCCUACUUGGAUACAUUGCAUAAAUUAUUCCGUCGUCGACCUAGGGGGCAAAAGAAUUUAGUCAGGGUGUGCAAUGAUCCUCCAGUUGUUAUGUCGCCUAGUACAAAAAAUCCAUAUGCUCAUCCACCAGGCUCACAGGGUGGAGGAUUUGCAUAUUCUUCGGGCUUUUAUAAAGCAUUGGAUGAUUAUGAUGACAUAACUCAUAUGCCACAAGGGUUAGAUGUUCUGAUAUGGGAGCGUUUAACCGAAUAUCGUAGGAAUAAAAUUGAGAUAGAGCAAGAGGUUAAGAGUAAAGCUUUGACGUUAGCCGAAAUGGAAGAAUUUUUGAAGAAGCGUGUUAAAGAAGAUGAUGACUUGAGAGAAGAGAUUGAAAGUAUCCUUAGAAGCCUAAAGAGAAUUAAAGAUGAGAAAGUAAAGUUCAUGAUCAAUAUUUCAAUUCAGUUCUUAUUAAAGCAAGGCCAGGUUGAAGUUUAUAGCGAUGAUUUUGUCCCUGAUUAUUCUGAUAGUAUCUUGAUUCAUCGAUCUGUAAUUGAAGAUUUAAAUGCAACUAUUCGUCUCUUAGGUGAGGCUAAGGUUAGCAUUAUGAAUGACUGUAAGAACUUUAGAAAGAAUAUCCAUUCGUUGGAGUGGGAACAUAAACAGAUGAAAAUGCAAAUUGAAGAUUUGCAUACUAAAACCAAGGAUAUUCAACUUUUGCGUGUUACAAAGGAGUUGCAACAAUAUCUUGGUGACGAGGAUUAUCAGCAAAUUCAUCAGCAUGAGAUCCAGAUGCUGGAAAAUACUAUAGCAAAAUAUCAUCAUGCUCAUGAGCAAACAAUAAAAGAGCGUAAACGAAUGUUUACUCGCUUACAAAAAUUAGUCAAAGCCAAGCGUUCCGAAAAUGAUUCGGUCACUAAUCAACUAGACGAAUUAUCGCUUUCCUUGACAGAGAAGAAAUCAAUCUUCGAUGUUAAUGCUGGAGGUGAUAUUGAAAUCACACGUGAGAAACGCAGGAAAGAAAUCACAACUAGGCGCAAAUUAGUCGAUGUUGCUAAAAUUCAAGCUCAAGAAGUUGCUGUCUUAAGGGCUGAAGUGGAGAGGCUGCGCAUGAAAACUUUCCCAGCAUUGGUUCAAAUAGAUCAUUAA
Messenger RNA from Trichoplax adhaerens, 4980 nucleotides. RefSeq lists its product as uncharacterized. The transcript is spliced from 39 exons. Gene Ontology annotation, molecular function: protein binding. NCBI's taxonomy places the organism in Eukaryota, Metazoa, Placozoa, Uniplacotomia, Trichoplacea, Trichoplacidae. Gene Ontology annotation, biological process: cilium assembly. Gene Ontology annotation, cellular component: axoneme. The coding region runs from base 1 to 4980 and encodes 1659 amino acids. The record is from RefSeq and is a predicted model, not a curated record.